Lepisosteus oculatus (spotted gar) is the source of this 5509-nucleotide messenger RNA. RefSeq names its product serine/threonine kinase 10 (gene stk10). Gene Ontology annotation, molecular function: protein serine/threonine kinase activity; ATP binding. The record is from RefSeq and is a predicted model, not a curated record. Lineage: Eukaryota; Metazoa; Chordata; Actinopteri; Semionotiformes; Lepisosteidae. Gene Ontology annotation, biological process: protein phosphorylation.
GCAGUAGCAGGUGGGCAGAGUUGAAGUAAUGAGAGGCUACAGAGUUGCUGUGAAGAGGAUUUUCAUAUUUUAAGUGUUAAAAGAGCACAGGCGGAUAUAAUGUAGCUAUGGCUAGUGUUAUGUGACUGUAUAUUUAUAUAUUCAAUCCUUUUAUUUUGGGUGUAGUCACAGUAAUACUUAGAAAACAAACUUCAGCUGCUUAUUUUAUUUUGUAAUGGGUGGUCAGCCUCCACACGCUUGUUUAGCGUGAAUGAAAUUAGCGACAGCAAAAGGUGAACUCCUUUUCAUUCACAAAGCUGUUUUUUUAAGGGAGCUACAUUUCGGGGAAGAAACAUGGCUUUAGCGAAAUUCAGCAAAAUAUUGCGACUCUCAAGUUUAGACAGAAAGAAACAGAAGCAGUAUGAACACGUACACCGGGACUUAAACCCCAAUGACAUUUGGGAGAUUAUUGGAGAGCUGGGAGAUGGAGCAUUUGGGAAAGUUUACAAGGCAAGAAACAAAGACAAUGGUGUACUAGCUGCUGCAAAGGUGAUUGAGACAAAGAGUGAAGAAGAGCUGGAAGACUACAUGGUGGAAAUUGAUAUUUUGGCUUCCUGUGAUCAUCAUUACAUUGUCAAGCUGCUUGACGCCUUUUACUUUGAGAACAAGCUGUGGAUCAUGAUUGAAUUCUGCCCUGGAGGAGCAGUAGAUGCCACCAUGCUAGAACUGGACAGAGGCUUGACAGAACCACAGAUACAGGUCAUCUGUCGUCAGAUGUUGGAAGCCCUGGACUACCUGCACAGCAUGAAGAUAAUCCACAGGGACCUGAAAGCUGGGAACAUUUUACUCACACUGGAAGGGGACAUCAAACUUGCGGACUUUGGUGUGUCAGCAAAAAACACCAAAACCCUUCAAAGAAGAGAUUCGUUUAUCGGGACACCCUACUGGAUGGCACCAGAGGUGGUGAUGUGUGAGACCAUGAAGGAUGCCCCUUAUGAUUACAAGGCUGACAUCUGGUCCCUUGGAAUCACGCUGAUUGAGGUGGCGCAGAUUGAACCUCCUCACCAUGAGCUGAACCCCAUGAGGGUCCUUCUGAAAAUUGCAAAGUCUGAUCCUCCCACUUUAGAGCAGCCAGCCAAGUGGUCAGCAGAGUUCAAGGAUUUUCUGAAGAAGUCAUUGGAUAAGAACCCUGAAACUCGUCCAACUGCAGUACAGCUCCUGGAGCACCCCUUUGUGAGCAAAGUGAAGUCGAACCGACCUCUCCGGGAGCUGGUUGCAGAAGCGAAAGCUGAAGUCAUGGAGGAAAUAGAGGACAACAGAGAGGAAGAUGAAGACUCCUCAGAACUCACAAGCACACCAGGGAAAGAUCCAUCUGAAACAAGCCAGACAAGUGAUGAUCAGGAACAGUCUGUGGAGACUCUUGCCAAGAGCAAAGUCGAAGAUCUGAAAGGGCCAGCAGAAAUUCUGCCCAAGGACCAGUUGGACAAGCUGAGCGACAAAUUAUCUGACGAAGGUAUAGGCAUUGGGGACAGCGACAAACCAGAGAGUGAAAAGUCGAUAAAGACCAGCAGCUCUGACUCAGGGAACGAAGAUGGCAAGAGCACCCCUACCCCUGAGGAGGAGAAGCCAGUGGCCCUGCCAGAGGCCGACCUCCCACAACCCUGUACACCUUCAGAGAGCGGCAGGCCGCAGCUGGGCCAACAGGACAGCGCAGAGAACACGCCCAUGGAGUCGACCGCCAGCCCGGAGGUUCUAAAACGUAAAGGAAUCCCGAAAAAGAACGCAGCUCAGCGCAGGUCCACAGCGGGGAGUGAAAGCGAGAACCUGGACAGCUUAAUGCCAGAGGCCAAUGGGAGAUCCUCCAAACGCUACUCUGACUCGGGCAGUGUGUCCGCUUCUGACAGCAUAGACCUCAGCCUGAAUCUGUCUGGAGAGCUUUCUCUGAACAAGGAGACUGGGUCGAUAUCGGUGCGGGACUCCAAGUUUUCUAGCAAGACGCUGAAGCGCACCAGGAAGUUUGUUGUGGAUGGUGUGGAGGUCAGCGUGACCACAUCCAAAAUGAUAGGAGAUGACGAAAAGAAAGAUGAGGAGAUGAGGUUUCUCAGGCGCCAGGAGCUGCGAGAGCUGCGACUGUUACAGAAGGAGGAGCAUCGCGCCCAGGCCCUGCUCAAUGCCAAGCUGGAUACACAGCGGGAGCAGAUGCAGCGCCGCUUUGACCAGGAGAUGAAUGCAAAGAAGAAGUAUUACGACACGGAGCUGGAGAAUCUGGAGAAGAAUCAGAAACAAGUGAUUGAAAAAAUGGAGCAGGACCAUGCUCUUCGCCUGCGAGAUGAGACCAAAAGGAUACGCUCAGAGCAGGAGCGCGAGUAUAGCAAAUUUCAGGAGCAGCUCAAACAGAAAAAGAAGGAAGUCAAACAUGAAGUUGAGAAACUUCCCAGAAGUCAGAGAAAGGAAAGUUUAAAACUGCGCAUGAAUGAACAUCAACAGAUGAAGCAAACUGAGGAACAGAAGUUUCUGGCAGCUCAGAAGAGCGACCUUGAUGCGGCUCUGAAGAGGAUCAUAGCUGAAAACAAGCAUGAGAUUUCAGAAAUGGAGCGCGAGUGCCUCGACAGAAAACACCAUCUAAUGAGAGAAAGGGAAUCCACCAUCUGGGAGCUAGAGGAGCGUAACCUGCACGAGAAACACCAGCUGUUGAAACAGCAGCUCAAAGAACAAUACUUCCUGCAGCGGCACCAGCUUCUCAAGAAGCAUGAAAAGGAGCUGGAACAGAUGCAACAUUAUAACCAGCGGAUGAUUGAGCACCUGAAGGCCAAGCAGCAGCAAGAGAAAGCCAGGCUGCCCAAGAUCCAGCGCAGCGAAGGGAAGACCCGUAUGAUGAUGUUCAAAAAGAGCCUGAGGAUCAACUCCUCAGGAAGUGCAUCAGAAGACCGUGAGAAGAUCAAACAGUUUGCACAGCAGGAGGAAAAGAGGCAAAAGGCCGAGAGGCAGCACCAGCAACAGAAACAUGAAAACCAGAUGAGGGAGAUGAUGGGCCAAUGUGACAGCAAUAUCCGGGAGCUGCAGCAACUGCAGAAUGAAAAAUGCCAUCUUUUGGUUGAAAAUGAGACUCAGAGACUUAAGGCCUUAGAUGAGCAGCACAACCAUCAACUUAAGGAAUGGAGGGAACAGCUCAGGCCUAGAAAAAAGGCAUUGGAGGAUGAACUAAACCAGAAGAAAAAAGAGCAGGAGAUGUUCUUUAAGAUGAGUGAAGACUCUGAGUGUAUGAGUCCCAGUUCACCCAACAAGCUUGCCAAAUUCUUACCAUACUCCGAUUCUUCAACUACUUAAUCAGAAGAUUGGUAGAAAGAGGCAAUGUCAUAACAGGAAACUCAGGACCAAUAUAAGAGUCAAAGACAUGACUGCAAAGCCACACCAAAUAUAUCAAGAAACCCAUUGCUCUUAUACAGUAUGUGCUCUUUAAACUUAACUGUUUUUUAAACUUUUAAUUUUUUUAUUUAGCUCUAUUUACAUGCGAUGAGUUACUUUUCAGUUGCCCUGUUUGAACUGGUAAUCUGGCAGUUAAGGUAUUCUAAUUAAGACCUACAUUUUCUUCAAAACAUGGUGCACUUAGGAUUCUAUUCUGUUCUAUAGAUGUAGUGAGUAAAGUUUUAAGUUACUUUUUGUAAAUUUCAUGUAAUACAACUUUUAGAUUGCUGUGUUUUUAGUAUUUCUCUUAAGUGAAAUAUUUGAAGAUGCCAAAGGCAGCAUACUUUUGUAGUGUUCUACUGUAGCGGACCCUAUCCUGGCUUCUAGAGUGCAUUUAUCAGUCUGUUUAAAACACUUUCAGUAGACAACACAAUUUUCACAGUGUCAUACUCCAAAUGGUCACAUUGCAUUAGCUAGAAAAAAUUGCACAUUGGGUUUUGUUUUCCAGCUUUCAACUGUAAAGUUUAAAAGCAUUUUGUACUGGAAAUGUCACUCAAAGCACUGUUAUUUGAGAAAGCAUCCCAACAUUUGAUCCUGAGUUAAAUGUUCCACACAAAAUACAGAUAUACAGUUUUUGUUUUAUUUAGAUUUGCCAAUUUAUCCCUUGGUUCUUUUGGCACAAAACCUUUUUUGUGGAAACAAGUUAAUGUGUCCUAUUACUGGCAGUGUCAAUUUGUCUUGUGGAAAAAGUGUCUACUUCUGAAGGAAAAUAAGGCUAUCUGUGACUUCAAUUUAAUAGUGUGCUGCCACAUGCAACUCCAAAAGUGAAAGCCGAGUUUACUUUUUAAACUUCACUCAAAGCACCCUAGCUUCUGUUUAGCAAUCGGGUGUAUUCUGUGUAUGCACUGUAUAUGUCACACAGUGCUGCUGGGGCAUUGUCUAACAUACUGUAGCUAAUCACAUUUAAAACAUAUUUAAGAUAUUCUGCUGUCUUAAGGGUAUGAGGUUAACGUUAAUUUGUUUGGGUCAUACUACACACGUCCUUCCUCUACCUUAAUCUGUUUUCAUUCACACUUUACAUUGGCUGGCACCAAAAUGUUAAUUUGUCACGUAUAUAAGUUAUCUUAAUACUCUUGAAUAUAUAAAAUGUGUAUAUUUAGGUUUUCAGAUUGUAAACAUAAGACUGCUGUAGAAAUCAGUGUACAAAGUCCAUGUCAAAUCAUCUUAAAGUCUGAUAAAAUAUGAAUAUUUUGCUGUAGAGCUUCUCUUAAUUCUGUUUUGCAUCAGUAAAACCUUAAUAUAUAGAUUUUUGUUUUGAAGGAAAAUAACUCAGCUGUUAAGUUGCUCUUUUGAAAACUAGGUCUAAGCAGGUUUACUUUCUGCCAUGCUAUUUUAGUGUUUUUACUGUAAAGUUGAGUUAAAGCACUGAGGGACUCAUGGCCUGGUAAUACAUCUGAGAGUCUUUAUCUGAAGGAGCCAGAAGUCCAAUACUGUUUGUCAGUGGGCUAAGAGUAUAGUUUCUUAAUGCUUUAAAUGUAAAUACAUACAGAACAUCUAUUAUUCAGAUAAAUAUUUUUAUUCAAAGUGUAAUUCUAAAAAUUUAGUUUUUACUUUAACAUUCAGUGCACUGUAAACAUAACAAAAGUGCAAUACAUUUUAUAUUUAACAAACGUAAAACAUGCACCAAAUCUUUUUUUUAUUGUGUACUGUAUAUACAAUUCUAAUGUUUGUUACUAAUGUGCCUGAAUAUCUACAUUACACCCCUACCUUAUUCAUUGAAUGAACUGGAUUUGAAGCAUAAUCUUUGAGUCUCAAUUGCAGAAUUGCUCAAUUGAGUCAAUCACGUGAGAGAGCAUUUUAUGUACUUCAGUUCACUUACAUUCAGUUAUUUUACAUACCCUGCUUGUUAAUACAUAACCAUUAAUACAUAUACUAAAUAAUUAAACAUUUAAAAGCAGCAGGCACAGUGAAGGUAUUGGCUGCAAUAGUUUUAUUUGAUUAUGAUUUGAUUUAUUACUUGAAAUGUUUUCAUGAUAGACUUUAAACCAUUGUUUCUAAUUUUAGGAAUAAACCAUUGUCUUGUAAAUAAGUAAUAAAGACAUGUUUGGUAUAAAAAAUAAUGCCA